Messenger RNA from Penicillium salamii, 1167 nucleotides. Lineage: Eukaryota; Fungi; Ascomycota; Eurotiomycetes; Eurotiales; Aspergillaceae. The record is from the annotation of a GenBank genome assembly.
AUGGAUGCUCCUGGUGAUAUCUCAGACCCGACCCAAUGGCUGGAGACACCACUUUCGCUACUUGCGCCGCUCGAAUCAGCCCUCCGAUGUCAAGUUUGCAAAGAGUUCUUCGAUAACCCGGUCAUUACUUCUUGCUGCCAUACAUUCUGCUCCUUGUGUAUCCGCCGAUGUCUGAGUGCGGAUGGGAAAUGUCCAGCGUGUCGAGCCCAGGACCAAGAGCUCAAACUACGUCGCAAUUGGGCUGUUCAGGAACUAGUCGACGCGUUCCAAACGGCACGGCCGAGGGUACUCGAAUUUUCCAUGGAAACCGCGCGACAAGCCCAAGCGGAGAAUAGAGAGGAGCCUGUUCACAAAAAGCGAAAAGUCGCACCGGUCGAAGAGGAUAUCCAGGUACCAGAGCCCAGCUCCGAAGGGCGACGCACGCGCUCCCAACGACACCACCCACAACCGGAAGAGCAUCCUGCUAUCGAGAAUCCCCAAAUCAUUGAAGAUAGUCAAGAUGAGGAGGAGUAUAUUCCUGAGGACGGGUUGGUUGCUUGCCCCAUAUGUAAUCGCAAAAUGAAGGAAGAGGCAGUGUUCUCCCACCUCAACAUCCACCAAGGGGACGAGUCACCGAAAAAGCCUCAGUCAACUUCUUCAUCUUUCGGGCCAUUAAGAGCCCCUCAAAAAGGCCUAGUAUUCUCUGGCAAACCACCCGAGCGAAUCCCCGCCAUCAACUACUCCAUAUUGAAAGAAAACGCACUGCGAAAGAAACUCUCAGACCUGGGAAUCCCGAAUUGGGGCCCGAAACAGCUGUUGCACAAACGCCAUACAGAAUGGAUGAACCUCUGGAACGCAAAUUGUGACUCUAAGAUCCCCAAAUCUAAGCGGGAACUGCUUCAGGAGUUGGAUAUCUGGGAACGCACCCAAGGAGGACUUGCGACGGGGCCCUCUCCCUUUGUGUCAUCUACCAAUGUCAUGCGUAAAGAUUUCGAUGCAAAAGAAUGGUCAUCUAGCCAUGACGAUGACUUCAGGCGCUUGAUUGUCAAUGCGCGCAAGAAGGUCGGAGCAAAAAUGGCACCCGCCACCGAAACAGCACCAACCCCAUCUGAGCCACCGGCGAAUGGCAGUUUAGUCGAACCCAUUAUCGACGCCGACGCCGAUCAUGUUAUUGACUUGUCUGGGUGA